UUUAUCCCCUACACAACCAGACCACAGUUCGCUCUAACGGAGUUGAUGAUAUCAGCAACAAACGCCGCGACAAGGUUUGAGCUUUGUUGUCGUUUGGUCAGGGAGAACUUCGUUGUAGUUCACAAUAAAAAAAAUAAACAAUUUGAUAAACUGACCGCUUGACUUGUGAGAUUAGUAAAGCCAGCAUGAGCCCCAUGAUUCACGAUGGAUUAGCUGAUCUAAAAAUAGAUCUGAAACACUACCACGUGACAAAUACAACUGGAUUUAUGCUCGACCGCCCUCUGACGGAGCUGCCAACCUACUUCAAACCAUGGGAGGACAUCGCCAGCUCUGUGGCCAGUCUCAUAGAGCGUCGAGAACUCAGGAAUGCUGUCCUAAAGAUGCCCCUACUUGACCACAACAAACUGACGGGCCACAGACAGCUGAGACUCGCUCACCUGCAACUGGCCAUGAUCGCGUCUGGUUAUGUCUGGCAAGAUGGUGACGUCAACGUGCCCAAGGUGCUGCCUAAGAGUGUGGCUGUUCCCCUGUAUUACAUAUCUCAACACCUCGGCUUACACCCUAUCCUGAGUCACGUUGACCUGGCUCUAGCCAACUGGACACUAGUGGACCCGGAAGGGCCAAUCGACUUUGACAACCUUGCCUGUAUCUAUCACCUACCUGGUGGGGCAGAGAGCGACUGGUUUUGUAUUGUGACCUUUAUGGCAGAGUUCAACUUCGCCAAGUGCCUAGAGCCGAUGGUGAAUAUUUUAGAAGUUCUAGACAACUACCAGAAGCUUCCUGUGGGUGACGUCACACAGAGAGACAGAAUCGUUGACAGACUGGUGCAACAGCUGGAUGGACUGUUGGCUGGAGUCUUGGAUAUGCAGUACUCACUCACACGCAUGCACGACAAACUGGCUGGGGAUACGUUUUACAAAGUCAUCCGUCCCUUCUUUGGUGGGUGGGGAGGAGAAGGAGGCCCCUUGCCUAAUGGACUGGUCUAUGAGGGCGUGUCAGAAAAUCCUUUAAAAUAUUUUGGUGACACCGCAGCCCAGUCUUCAACCCUUCAACUUCUGGACGCCCUGCUCUGUGUAGAACAUGACCAAGAAAAACGAGACACGAUUUUGCUGAUGAGGAUGUACAUGCCCACAGCCCAUAAAAGACUGAUCGAGGACAUUGAGAACAGGAAACACAAGCUGAGGCAUUUAGUCACUUCAAGUCAUGUGGAUUCACUGACCGAGGCCUAUAACAAGUGUCUUUCAGCCGUUGUCAAGUUCAGAACGGGUCAUCUUCAACUUGUCUCAAAAUAUGUGUUAAUGCCAGCGAGGAAGUCAACACAGGACAGUGUAGAAAACUUAGAUCUUAAGGGAACAGGAGGCACAAGUUUAAUGCCGUUUCUGAAAGGUUUGAAGCAAGAUACACUAGACGCCACAGCAGUUACCAACAAAAGGGACACAUUUUUUGGGAUCAAGUUUGGUGUUUUAGUUGCAGUUGUAGCCUCGGUUGCUGUUGGUCUAGUCGUUAGGCUUGUUGCGAAUAAAAAAUAAAUGUAUAGGUUUAGAUAGCUUUAAAUCAAAUAAAACAGUGCUUAUGGAGUUCGUUUGUUAAGGCAAUUUUCCUACAUUAUAUGUUGGUUAAUAUUGAAUGUAUUGAAUCUAAUUUUACGACUUUUUGUUGGUUAAUAUUCAAGAAAUUGAAGCUAAUUUUCCGACUUUAUUUGUUGGUUAAUAUUCAAGGCAUUAUCGUUUUGUAUAUUUUCUUUUCCAUUUUGUUUAAUUAAAAAAAUUAUAAUUAUAAUUAUUUUUGUGAACAAUAUAUGGUGUACUUUUCAAGGCAUUUAUCAAACAAAAACAGAGAAUAGUAUUUUAGGCACUAAAUCAAACAAUGGUUUAGACUAUAUGGGAGAAGGGGUGGGGAUGGGGACAUGCAGAACUAAAACGUGGAACUCAAAUUACUGCUGUAGCGGCGUAAACAGUUAGUGUUGCCGUCAUGCUCAUGGAGAAUUGAUCAAACAAAGCUGUUUACAAUUGCACCGCCAGGCUCAUAACAAAGGUGUUUACACAUUCAAAGUAAAAUAACUUUUUUAAAACAUUAAAAAAUAAAGUGUUUACUUAUUUACAUUU
Molecule: messenger RNA, 2105 nt
Organism: Physella acuta
Lineage: Eukaryota; Metazoa; Mollusca; Gastropoda; Physidae
Product: myoglobin-like
Biological process (GO): 'de novo' NAD+ biosynthetic process from L-tryptophan
Cellular component (GO): cytoplasm
Molecular function (GO): metal ion binding; heme binding; L-tryptophan 2,3-dioxygenase activity
Source: RefSeq, a predicted model, not a curated record